AUGCAAACUCUUGUGGGAACACAAAAAGGCUCAAUCUAUCAUCUAGAAAUCAACAGACCAAAAUCAUUAAAUUCCAUGUCCUCCCAACUUUUCCAAGAUUUCAAAGCAGCAGUCGAUCUCAUUAAUAAAGCUGACGAUGUUCGAGUUGUCGUCUUGACAGGCAGAGGCAAUCACUUCUGCGCUGGCUUGGAUCUUAAGGAAGCUCCUUUAAUGUUUUAAUUCCAUGAAGACAUGGAUCAAGCAAGAAAAUCAAUCAGAAUCUACGACCUCCUCAAAGACUGGUAAUUGGCCAUGACAUCCUUAUCAAGAAUCAAGGUUCCAGUCAUUGUUGGAAUCUAAGGCUAUUGCUUAGGCGGAGGAGUCGACCUCAUCACCUCUGCUGACAUCAGAUACUGCUCUGAAGAUGCUAAAUUCUCCAUUAAAGAAAUCGAUCUUGCCAUGGCUCCUGACAUAGGCACCUUACAAAGAUUAGGCUUGUAGAAUGCUAACACUUCGCUCUUCAGAGAACUAGCUUACACAGGAAGAGUCUUUAGUGCUCAAGAAGCUCUCAAAUUGGGAUUAGUCAGCAAGAUCGUAAAGAAUGAAAAUUUGAAUGAAGAAAUAUUCAAAUUAGCAGAAUUGAUCGCCACAAAAUCCCCAGUUGGCUGCUAUACAAUCAAAAGCAUAUUUACAAGAGAACAAAACCUAGAUUAACAUUUAGAUGUCAUGGCUAGAACCAAUAUGGCAAUGCUCUUUACAAAUGAUAUUCCUAUUGCAAUUACAUCUUCCAUGACUAAAACCAAGCCAGAGUACCCUAAAUUGUGAGCAUAAUCAUAUAUAUAAAUUUAAAUACAAACUAUUUCAUCAGAAAA
Paramecium tetraurelia is the source of this 851-nucleotide messenger RNA. RefSeq lists its product as uncharacterized. NCBI's taxonomy places the organism in Eukaryota, Ciliophora, Oligohymenophorea, Peniculida, Parameciidae. The transcript has 4 exons. The record is from RefSeq and is a predicted model, not a curated record. Gene Ontology annotation, molecular function: delta(3,5)-delta(2,4)-dienoyl-CoA isomerase activity.